AUGGAGGCUGGUCUGCGGUGCUCUGUAGACGUGGACUGUAGAGAUGUGAAACCGGUGAGGAUUUAUCUCUUUCCAAAAGGAAAUGAAGUGGACGACUUGUUAAUUUAUUUUGAUGUCAGUGCGGAUCUUGCUAGUUUCUCUGAUGAAACAUGUCAUAUUUUCAAGGCAAAAUAUGAAGUUUGCGGUUUCAAAUUAUCCUUACAUUUUGGUGAACUUGAUGACUCUAGUCGUGGUUUCAUUGUGAAUGAUACUUUUAUAAUUGAAGUUCAUAUAUUGGUUCACAAGUCAGAACAUGUUGAUCAAUCAGCGAGCAACAUUGAUAAUAAGGUUGUUGAAUGCAUUGACAAUAAGGCAAUGAUCUCAACCUCAUUUGGUGAGCUAGUGGAUUUCAUGGGUAUAGGAAAAGUAGAGAAAGAUUUCGUUCCUCUCCUUGAAGAAGUAUGUUCAAGGUAUCCCUCACUUAUUGAUAGUAAGCAGAAGAAAAGUCAAAGAUUUACUGAAUGGGCUUUCACAGCUUUGGGUAGAGUUCUUCAUUUUCUCAAGACUAAAAUGGUGAGAGACAUGGACAAUGAUGCUUACAAUCAUCUUAAAAUUUUGUGGGAGGAACUUGAGACCUGUAAAUUUGAUUUGACCUGGCUGGAACCUCAUGUGCAAUCUGCCUUGGGUAUGAAAAGUUGUGUUGAGAGAGCUGUUGAGGUGAAAAGGUUGGAGGAGAAUAUGGCCACUUUAGAGACGGAAACAGAGAUUUUGAGGACAAAGUUUAUUGAAGCAGAAGUAAAUCUAGAAUUAACAAGAAGAGACUUGGUGAAAGCAAAAGAAGGUUUUGAUGUGUGUGAUUUGGAUGCUGAACUAGGAUAUGGAGGACCAUGA
This is a messenger RNA of Sphenostylis stenocarpa, 870 nucleotides long. The record is from the annotation of a GenBank genome assembly. Lineage: Eukaryota; Viridiplantae; Streptophyta; Magnoliopsida; Fabales; Fabaceae.